Messenger RNA from Hevea brasiliensis (rubber tree), 2761 nucleotides. RefSeq names its product G-type lectin S-receptor-like serine/threonine-protein kinase At4g27290. Gene Ontology annotation, biological process: protein phosphorylation; recognition of pollen. Gene Ontology annotation, molecular function: protein serine/threonine kinase activity; ATP binding. NCBI's taxonomy places the organism in Eukaryota, Viridiplantae, Streptophyta, Magnoliopsida, Malpighiales, Euphorbiaceae. The coding region runs from base 202 to 2532 and encodes 776 amino acids. The transcript has 6 exons. The record is from RefSeq and is a predicted model, not a curated record.
GCCAGCGUCAAACCCACCACAUGUUUCCACAUGAUUUAUGUAUUUUUCUACUUUCUGAUAUCAGCAGCGGCAAUAGAUUUAAACCUCUGAGAACCGAACUUGUUCAAUCUCUGGUCCCAUCAACACUAAGCCCUUUGAUGAUUUACUAUUACAAUCCAGUUUGGUUGAUAGUACUCACUCUAGACAGGUUUGAGAUGACCAAUGGGUACCUUUGUGGAGGUCUUUGUCUGUUUUUGCCUACUGUCAGCCAUAAGAACCUCCACUGCUGUUGAUACCAUUAGUCCAGGUCAGUCUAUCAGAGAUGGGGAUACCAUUGUUUCAAGUGGGCAAACCUAUGAACUUGGGUUCUUCAGCCCUGGUAGUUCAUCGGGACGAUACGUGGGAAUUUGGUUCAAGAAGAUUUCUACGGGAACUGUUGUUUGGGUAGCCAACCGAGAAACUCCAAUUCGUGAUCGCUCAGGAGUUCUAAAUUUCACAGACCAAGGGAUUCUUCUUCUUCUGAAUCGGACAAAUGGCGUCAUCUGGUCAUCUAAUAAAACAAGAACUGCAAGGAAUCCGAUUGCUCAGCUCUUAGACUCUGGAAAUUUUGUUGUGAAGGAUGAAAAUGAUGCUAACCCGGAAAAUUAUCUAUGGCACAGCUUUGAUUAUCCAGGUGACACCAACCUACCAGGCAUGAAACUUGGAAGAAAUUUGGUUACUGGUCUGGACUGGACUUUAUCAUCUUGGAAGAGCUUAGAUGACCCUGCUAGAGGUGAUUAUACUGCCGGUAUUGAUCCUCAUGGGUAUCCGCAGCUGCUUUAUAAGAAGGGGAAUAAAAUAACAUUCAGAGCUGGUUCUUGGAACGGUAUUCGCUUUACAGGGGCUGCUAGACUCAGACCAAAUCCCGUGUACACAUACGAAUUUGUGUUGAAUGAAAAAGAGGUCUACUACAAUAUUCACCUUCGAAACCGUUCAGUGAUGUCAAGGUUGGUGGUGAAUUCCACGGGGGUUACAGAGCGCUUGACAUGGAUAGAUCAAACACAUAGUUGGGCUCGUUAUUUUGCAGUUGGUGAAGAUCAGUGUGACACUUAUAAUCUCUGUGGUGCAAAUGCUAAAUGCAAUAUCAAUAACUCACCCCUGUGUGAUUGCUUAGAAGGGUUUGAACCCAAAUCUGAGAGAGACUGGAGUUUCCAAGAUUGGACUAGUGGGUGUGCUCGAAAGACUGCCUUGGCUUGCAAGAGAGGAGAAGGCUUCGUAAAGCAUCCAGGAAUGAAGAUGCCAGACACGUCUGGGUCGUGGUUCAAUAGGAAUAUGAGCCUCAAGGAAUGCGAGGAUUUGUGCUUGAAGAAUUGCUCUUGCGUUGCAUAUGCGAAUACGGAUAUUACUGCAGGAAGUGGAUGCUUGCUUUGGUUUAGUGAGCUGAUUGACAUUAGGGAAUUUGCUGAUGUAGGGCAAGACCUCUAUGUACGAAUGGCUACUUCAUACCUAGAGAAGAUGAGAAGCGUAAUUGGAAGGGAUUACAACGAUCAAAGCAGAAAUGAAGACUUGGAGUUACCAAUAAUUGAUUUGAUCACCAUAAUGAAGGCCUCAGAUAACUUUUCAAGUGAAAACAAGCUGGGAGAAGGUGGUUUUGGACCUGUGUACAAGGGCAUAUUUUUAGAUGGGCAGGAAAUUGCAGUAAAGAGGCUUUCAAUGAGUUCUGGACAAGGGCUUGAAGAGUUUAAAAAUGAAGUUCUGUUAAUUGCCAAACUUCAGCACCGCAAUCUUGUGAAGCUUCUUGGUUGUUGCAUUGAAGGAGAUGAAAGAAUGUUAAUUUAUGAGUACAUGCCCAAUAAAAGCUUGGACUUCUUUAUAUUUGAUCAAUCACGAAGCAAGCUAUUGGAUUGGAACAAGCGCAUCAACAUUAUUGAUGGAAUUGCUAGGGGGCUUCUAUAUCUUCAUCAAGACUCAAGACUCAGGAUCAUCCACAGAGAUCUAAAAGCUAGCAAUGUUUUACUAGAUAAAGAUAUGAACCCAAAAAUUUCAGAUUUUGGCAUGGCAAGAAUAUUUGGUGGAGAUCAAACUGAGGCUAAUACAAAUAGAGUUGUGGGAACAUUUGGCUAUAUGGCUCCUGAAUAUGCUGUUGAUGGACUCUUCUCUGUGAAAUCUGACAUCUUUAGCUUUGGGGUAUUAGUAUUGGAAAUAGUGAGUGGGAGAAAAAAUAGAGGAUUUCACAGUCAUGAUCAUCUCCAUAACCUUGUUGGACAUGCAUGGAGGCUGUGGAUGGAAGAAAGGCCACUAGAAUUAAUCGAUAAUAUGUUAGAGGAGUCUGCUGCCUUUUCAGAAAUAAUAAGGUGCAUUCAUGUAGGUCUUCUAUGUGUGCAGAAACGACCUGAGGACAGGCCAAACAUGUCAACUGUAGUGCUAAUGUUAGGUGGUGAGAGUUCGUUGCCCCAGCCAAAGCAGCCUGGGUUUUUCACAGAAAGGUUUACGCCUGAGGCAGAGUCUUCUUCAAGCAAUUACAGAUCAACUUCAACAAAUGAAAUCACAGUUACAAUGUUGGAUCCCCGGUAGAAGACCAUCAAUUGAACUUAUAGUAAAACUGAAGGUUUUCUUGCAAAAAUUCAAAAAAGAAAAGGGUAAGAAAUUAAAAUUGUUCAGAUGGUAUCUCUGUGAUAUUUAGGUAGUGCUUGAACUUGUGGACUGCUGCCUUGAGAUAUAUAAGAAGCACACUGCUAUACUGACACUAGUGAAUUAGGAAUAUUUUCGAUAAUGGCUGUGGUAUCUAUUCCCAUUUAAAUUA